GGUGCGUGAUAUGAGCGCAUCGAUCAGCAGCCACGCUCUCCGCCUGCGUGUUUACUGGAGGGAGGUGCCACCGGACACACACGGCUAAUAAAUAGGCACGACACUCCUGAAAACCCAUCACGAUCAAAAAGAGAGAAAAAAAACCCCAACAACAACAAAAAACCCAUCAAAGGUCCCAUUGUGUGUUGGUGCGUCUGCUGAAGCUCCACAAUGCGCGUGCUUAUUUGGCGUCUUCUCCUCCUCGCAUCGGUUUGGAGCACGUGCACCGGUGUAGCAAAUUGGUGCUACCAGUCCCAGGUGGCCUGUAAUUCAUCCUGCAAAGGACCAGAUUCUUGGCAUGACGUGCAUGAAGACUGCACCAAGGACAAACAGUCACCUAUCAACAUAGUGACCAGGAAAACCAAGCUGGACCACAAACUCACUCCGCUCAUAUUCAGAGGCUACCAAGAGGUCUUCAGUGGCAACCUGAAAAACAAUGGACACUCUGUGAAGGUAUCUGUGCCGCAUCUGGCCAAUGUGAGUGGGGGGGACCUCAGAGCCACUUACAAAGCUGUGCAGUUUCACUUCCACUGGGGAGAACAAGGAGGCCCCGGGUCUGAACACACUAUCGAUGGAGAGCAGUACCCCAUGGAGAUGCAUAUUGUUCAUAUGAGGCAGGAUUUUAAAUCAUUGGAAGAAGCUCUGAAGGACAAAACUGGAGUGGCGGUGCUGGGAUUCUUUUAUGAGGAAUCAAGGAGUGCAAACAGAAAGUAUGACAAACUCAUACAAGCUUUAACAAAAGUGGAACAUCCUGAUACAAAUACAACGCUCAGCGAUAUCUCCCUGAGCAGUCUAAUAUCCAGUGAGGAGAACAUGACCAAGUAUUAUCGUUAUGAAGGCUCUCUGACCACCCCUUCCUGCACUGAAUCAGUGGUAUGGACUGUAUUUGAACAUCCCAUCCCACUGAGCAAAGAGCAGCUCUCAGCAUUCUCCUCCUUGAAGUUCACGGAUGGUAAGCCCAUGAUAAAAACCUUCAGACCAGUGCAACCAUACAAGGGCCGUAUUGUGCACCGCUCCGGCAGCACUGUAGUCAUGAUCAGCUUCACCCUUCUCCUGGUGUGUUCAGCUCUGGGCCUUUCCCAGCUCUACUAGAGGAUGAGCCAUACCCCAAUCCAGCAACAACACACACAGAAUCGAAAAGCCAAAUGGAUUGACAGACACGUCUACAUGUGCAUUUCACAAUGAAUGCACUUAUGUUUUGGCCUCCAUCUCGGAGGUGAGACUUCAUUUUCACAUAGGCGCAUAACAUACUGGUAUUUUGGAUGGCUUCUCUGGAACUGUGUUCAUUGCUAUCAAUAGAAACCCAGCUAAGUCCUCUGGAGAGAGACAGAGAGGUUAUGAAUGCAUGGCCUUUAUCUAUUUGAGGCACAGCCAAACUGGAGCCUCAUGCACACACACACAUGCACGAGCAGUCAGCAUGUGGACAUUUGUCUGUCAACAUAGAGCAAUGAUAUUAUUUAUAGGUUAGAUUUGUACGCACACACACACACAGAGCUGAAGAAUGACGAACACCCCACUGGGAUGUUCUGAGUUUUAGUGUCAUUUCUGAACCGAGCAACAUCAUGAAUUACAGGUCACAGAUCAAAACAAUGAUGCAGGCCAUAAUGGGGAAAACUAUUACAGUCACGUACACACGAUAUACAGUGCCCUCCACUAAUAUUGGCAACCUUGGUAAAUAUAUGAGCAAAUAAUGGUCUCAGAUCCCUUGCCAUGUAUUCUCCAACCUCAUCAGGCAUUAUAGGAGAAGAUUCAGAGCUGAUAUCUUGGCAAAGGGAGGUAGCACAAAGUAUUGACUAAAAGGGCGCCAAUAAUUGUUGCACACAUAUAUUUAGGUUAUAAGAGGUUUUUUGAUUUGCAAUUGUUUGAUAUCCAUGAGAACAGAAUAUUUUUGUGAAUUUUUUUAACAAAAUAUCACAAUCUUAAACAAUAAAGACAAUUUUUCACAGCCUUCUUGGCUCAUAUUUACCAACCGUGCCAAUAUUAAUGGACAGCAUUGUAUAUACAGUCCCCUUCUGAAACUAUCGGAAUGGCAAGGCCAAUUAACUUGUUUUUGCUAUACACCAAAGACAUUUGGGUUUGAGAUGAAAAGAUGAAUAUGAGACGAGAGUCAUCAACUAUUGUUUUCCUUGGCUGACCCAUAUGGUGUCUGUUGCUCAGUACACCAGUGGUUUCUUUCUUUUUCUGGACAUUCCUAAUUGGCUAUGCCCAAUGCCUCUGAUUGAUUUUCCCUCUUGUGUCAGCUUUAAAUGGCUCAAUUUUCUCCCCUAGACAGCUCUCUGAUCUUCAUGUUGGCUUAUCCUUUUUACCCCAAAUGCAUUCUUCACCAAGAGUAGAUGUUCAGAGCUAUUCAUUAUUUACACAAUCAAUCAACCAGGACACACCUGGGUAACAAGAAAUGCCUGUCAGUCACAUGUUCCAAUAUUUUUGCUCACCUACAAAUUGGGUGGUCUGAUACAAAAUGUGCUACGUUCUAUGUUGUUUAACACAUCUACAUUUAAAUACCAGGAAAUAAAAACUGAAAUUCUAAACUCUCUUCUCGUGUUCAUCUUUUGAUCUCAAACCAUUUGGGUCUUCAGUAUACAGCAAAAACAAAUAAGUUGGCGUUUCUUUUCCAGUAGUUUCGGAGGGGACUGUAAGGAAUUUUCUUUGCGCAAGACUUCAGAACAGCAUUCUGACCAAAAAAAGAAAAACUUAAAAAAUUCAAAGCAUUUCCUGAAAAGCUGAAAUUAUUACAAGCUAUAAUUAGAUUCCCAUGGGUUUUUUUUAUUGUUUGUUUUUUAAAAAUUAUUUUUACAGUAAUUAUUUUAGUGAUCAUCUAUCUUAGGAUGGCACGUAAGUCUUAAAAAACCCAAACAUUUCCUCAGUGUCAUGACAGAAAGUGGUGUCAUUAGCAUGUCAUAUUUUGACAUUUUUAGCAUUGUGAACAGCAAUUUCAUUAGGACGUAAGGCCGUCAGAAACUGUAGAUGCCAACACCCAAGUCAUUUACUUCCUCAUAGACAUUGCACCAACAAGCAAAGGAACUCUGGAUUCAGCCGUUUUUAUAAUACCUCUAUUUGUUAUAGCCAGUUCAGCUCAGUAACAUCAGAACUGAAUUAUCUCUAAACCUGAAAUAACAGCAAGCCAGUUAGACAACUCAGCAGCUAGAUAAUAUAGCUAAUCUUAACUUGUCCAACUAGCAAGAUGGCUAGAAACAAUUUGCAAUAUUGCUACUAUAUAUCAACUGUCAUUUAGCAAGACCAGCCCAGGCACUAAUUCAAACCAGCUAAUGCUACUAGCAAACAUUUAGGUAUUGAUUCAAACCUGACAAUACAUCACCUCAAGAGUUUUUACCGAGCAGCAUAGUCCAAAUCUACCACAAGUGUUCUGUCCCUAAUGUGGCAUACAGUCACUUUUUAGAUUCCAAGCUGAAGAGAUUCUACUUUUUAGAUGGUAGUUGGAGAUCAUAAGGCACCACAGCAGUUUUUUUACCAUUGUGGAAAUAACUUUCAACGCUAUCAAAAAACGCCACAGUGUGGUCUUGUUAGCUUCUUAGAUGAAAGGAGGUCAGCUAAAAAUAACCAAAAGUGGUGCAAGUGUUACAAAAAAAAAUCAUAAACCGAGUCAUGGAUCAAGACUGGAAAAUAUAAUAAUACUAAUUAUGUUAAAAUAUAGUAAAAUACAAUUAUAUUAAAUGGUAAAUGGCACACUUAUAUAGUGCUUUUAUCCAAAGCGCUUUACACUGUGUCUCAUUAACCCAUUCAUACACACACACCCCUGGGAGCAGAGCUGCCAUGCAAGGCGCUAACUUGCCAUCGGGAGCAAUAACAUAUAAUACGAUUAUAUAAACAGCCACAAUAACCACAUUUCUUAUUUUAUUGUCUCUCAUAGAGGGUCUUCAUACUUCUCAGUAGCAUCUGUAUAAAUUGAAAUUAUUUAUAAUCAUUCUUAACAAGUACAGAUGUUCAAAGUAUUACUCAGAAUCAUCACCCAUUGAGCCAGAUAUUAAUUUUAGGAAUGGUCCGAUCCUAACUCCAAUUUUCUACAUUUGCGUCUAUGAAUAUUUCCUCAGACAGCUGAUGCAUUUUAAUUUUGAAGCUGUUUUGCUACUAAUCCCCGAAGCUUCAUCAGACCUACUACUGCAAUAGACUUUGCACAUCUAAUGGUCUCUCUUCCAGAGUGAAGUGGCUGAUUUAUUUACAUGACCACAUGAUAGGAUUACAUGAGCAGUGUUCAUGUUCAUGUUUCUGCAGGUCUCAGAAGCCCUGAAUGUGAUUGUAUAGUGAAUCUUUUGGGAAAAAUAUUUAAUUGCUAGGAUUUGUAGGAAAAAGGGCAUAGAAGACCAAAGCAUGAGUAUGAUAUAAAGACACACAUAAUUCUUGUUUCUUUUUCUAUUGUGUUAUUUGUACACCUUUAAUGUAUUUAUUUUUGUGUAUGUUAAUAUGUAGAGCACUGUUCUAAUCGGUGAUGUUAUUUGUACCAAUGUCUGAGCAUUUUCGACAAAGUUCAGUAAAUCCUAUGGAAAUUGAGGAAAAUUGAAAAUGUGAUUGCUGUUUUGUGAUUUAGUUCACGCAAGAUUUUGAAUGAUAUUCUCUGUAAAUGUGUAUUUAAAUAUAUAAAGUGAUUAUAUAUAAUGCUGAUUAUUAAGAAGAGAUAUAUGAAAAAUGAAAAUGAAACAGAGUUCUGAAUUCAAUAAUGGA
Molecule: messenger RNA, 4716 nt
Organism: Ictalurus punctatus (channel catfish)
Lineage: Eukaryota; Metazoa; Chordata; Actinopteri; Siluriformes; Ictaluridae
Gene: ca4a
Product: carbonic anhydrase IV a
Exons: 8
Coding region: 211-1131 (306 amino acids)
Cellular component (GO): plasma membrane
Molecular function (GO): carbonate dehydratase activity; zinc ion binding
Source: RefSeq, a predicted model, not a curated record